AUGUACGAUGUGAACCGCAAUGGAUCUACGUUCUUGUGGGUUCUUGAGGAUACCUACGAAGGCUCGACAUUCUUCGACACCUUUGACUUCUUCACCGGAGAGGAUCCGACUCAUGGCACUGUCAACUACGUGAACCAAACCACGGCAUUUGCGAGUAAUCUGUCAUACAUAAGCGAGAACAACCAAGUCAUUAUGAAAGGCGACGACACCACCUGGCUUCCGGCUGGAACCAACCGCAACAGUGUUCGGAUCUCUAGCCAGAAGCAGUACAAUACGGGUCUUUUUAUCCUGGAUUUGAACCGCGCACCAUGGGGUUGUGGUGUGUGGCCAGCAUUUUGGACGCUCGGGAGUGGAACGUGGCCAUACACUGGCGAGAUAGACAUCAUCGAGGGAGUGCAUGACAAUGAGCACAACCAGGUGACAUGGCACACGGCAAACGGCUGUAUGUUAUCACCCGAGCCCGUCGUCAACUUCACUGGCACGAUCGUGCAAUCGAAUGGUGUCGACAACUUGAACUGCUCCGGCCUUGCGGCAUCCAAUCCCGGGUGCGGUAUAACGGAGUGGAGUCAAGCGUCCUACGGACCAUUCUUCGAGUCACAAGGAGGAGGAGUCUUUGCCAUGAAGUGGGACGAAAAUGGCAUCGCCGUUUACCGAUUCUAUCGAGCAGCGAUCCCGAGCGAUAUCAACGACGGCAAUCCCAACCCGUCAACUUGGGGAACGCCGGUAGCAGCACUUGCUCCCGACAACUGCGACCCGCUGCAGUAUUUCGUCAACCAUUCCAUUAUCUUCGACAUCACGUUCUGUGGAGACUGGGCGGGCAACUCUUACGCGACUUCAGGUUGUCCCGGAACUUGUCCAGAUCGUCUGAUGGACCCGACGAACUUUGUGAAUGCGUCAUGGAUUAUCAACUCCCUGAAGGUGUACAAAAAGCAGGGCAUCUUCGGACAGGUGUCGGGCGCGCCGAUGACGGCUGCAGGGGCCCAGUGGACUGUUACGUUGUUUGUGCUUGCCGCACUUGCGCUGUGUCUUCUAUAG
This is a messenger RNA of Punctularia strigosozonata HHB-11173 SS5, 1035 nucleotides long. Its product is annotated as glycoside hydrolase family 16 protein. The coding region runs from base 1 to 1035 and encodes 344 amino acids. NCBI's taxonomy places the organism in Eukaryota, Fungi, Basidiomycota, Agaricomycetes, Corticiales, Punctulariaceae. The transcript is spliced from 10 exons. Gene Ontology annotation, biological process: glucan catabolic process. The record is from RefSeq and is a predicted model, not a curated record. Gene Ontology annotation, molecular function: hydrolase activity, hydrolyzing O-glycosyl compounds.